ACCUUUGCACAACCAACAUGGUCUCAUCUAUAAAGUGUUUCGUUUUCGUAAUUUUAGUGUUUUCUUUAAUCAUAAGCGCUAAAUCGGAAAUAUGUCUACAACUUGAACAGAUUUGCCAAAAAUUGUGUUUUCUUCUAUCCAAGGCUGGAUACCCCGCAUCAGAUGAAGAAUAUGAAGUUAAUGGCGCUUGCCAGCUACCAUUGAAAAAUUACAAUACCGAAAAUGAUCUUCUUACAGCCAAGAACAGCUCUAGAGACUUUUGUCGAUGUAACGAAAACGAAAAUAGUGCUCGGGAAGAAUUACUGGAUACAAUCAGAAUAAGACAUCUUGGUGAAUUUUUUAUUUCAGUAACUAUAUUUUUGGGACUUUUACUAACGACUGCUUGGAUUUACACAUCGAUCAGAGAACUAAGGCUGUUAAUUAGUUCUAAAAUUUUGAUAUCCCUAGUCAUUACCGAGAUGUUAAAUCUCAUUCCAAUAAUUACACUUAUGUACGAUCAUUGGUAUUCGUUUAUGAGCCUCGAACAAUAUGGUAUUCUUAUGAAAGCAACAAACUAUUUGGAUAUAUGCAUUAUGAACUGGUUUAUCGUUAUGUGCUACGAGAUACAGCGCAAAUUUUCCCAAAUAAACAGCACUCAAAAUCCGAAUAAGGAUUUUAUACGUUUCAUUUGGUAUACGAUCUAUGUUUGGUGUUUUUCGCUGAUGUUGUCUGCCAUUGAGUGGGCUUCCUAUACAGAGAACAUGGAUUAUAUGGUCUUUGUGUUUUUCGUUAUACUUCAUACGAUAAUCUUUUUAAAGGUGUCCUUUACCAUUUGCACAAUUCGCCUUAAAGCAUCCAAGAUGAUAGAAAGACAUCACUCCAUGUGGGCAAAUAUUCGUAUAAUUAUCCGGCUAUCAGCAAUUAUGGGUAUCUCACAAAUGUCGGAGUAUUCGGUGCGCAUAGGUUGCGAAUAUUUUGGAAGCACAUUUAAGACUUAUAUGCAGAUUGCAAGUAUUGUUUCCAGUCUAAAUGCUGUAAUGAUUUUUAUAUUGUUUGUAUUAAGACCCAAAGUCUUGAAAUUGUUGAAAUCAAGUGCCUGCUGUAUAAGUCUAAGUAAGGAACAUGCUCCAGCAGUGGCAGUUUGAACGUAUCGCAGAAUUGUGGAACGAAGAGUACGGCUUCAACAAAAAUUCAAAAGCCGUUAGCCAUUAUAGAAACUGACAAGUGCUGUAUUUUACUUAAAUUAAAUAUGGUAUAAUAAAACGUGGCUAAUAUAAGUACAUGCACCCAUAUUGCAAAAAUAGCCUUCAUUGUGGAUACAAUGAUUAAAAAUAAAAAUGUACUUCAAUAUGAA
Messenger RNA from Stomoxys calcitrans (stable fly), 1333 nucleotides. RefSeq lists its product as uncharacterized. The record is from RefSeq and is a predicted model, not a curated record. The coding region runs from base 18 to 1124 and encodes 368 amino acids. NCBI's taxonomy places the organism in Eukaryota, Metazoa, Arthropoda, Insecta, Diptera, Muscidae. The transcript is spliced from 7 exons.